CCUGAGUCUGCACAACUCUGCCAGGACCUAGGAUCAAGAGAGACGGUCAAGUGUUUUUGUACUUCAGUCGUUCCAAGACUGAAGACAUCCUCUAAUAAACCGAAAUAUGUAACGUUAGUGACAGUAAACAAAUUAUACUAUAAUGACAGAAACAAUCCCAGCCUGAACUCAGGAGUAAAACUCUUGAACCUCUGAACCAUAUCUUUUAAAACUAUUCGGGAGAUCAUUUUGAUGCCCAGUACAUAUUUUUCAAACUAGUACUUGGAUUAUCAAUCAAUUUUUUCUCCAAUAUUACGGAACGCCAGAGGGUAGAUAACUAGCUAGCAAGAGAUUCCCACUAGAUAACACAGCCACAAAGUAGUAAUUGGCUAUAUCGUAAAAAUGUAUGAAAACCAAAAUACGCGUUUUGGUCUUAAUUUAAGGUUGGGCCAUUACAUCAGCAGUGUGGUUAGGUUUAAAAUCCGUUUAUAAGAAGAUGAAUUGUAGAAAUAUGCGGGCAAGCUUGCUAGCCCCAAAAUGUGUACAACUUCAAAGUUGCUCAACUGUUGCACAGGGGAUCAACUACUGCAUUUGAAGACACUGCCACCUGCUGACAUGUGCCUCAAAUGUGAUUAUCAAAGAGUCCUCAACAGCCAUUUGAGUUAGAUAGCUACAUAGAUUUGAUUUGACAGUUAUAAAUUACACCCAGGGGGAAGAUACCACCAGUCCGGUCCCUUACACGCCUUUCUUGUGACGUAUUAUGCGCGGCCAUAAAACGGUGACCUAUUGUGACGUAACCAAGCAUCAAUUCGCUACAUGAACUGUGUUCAUCUUUGAUAUCAACAGUACAAUCUCUUUCUUCAAUCAGCUUGUUUCAGCUAAUCUUUUGCCGCAUAGUCUGCCCUAGCUGACGCUGUGCAGAGAAUACUACGAUUGGAAACGGUUGGUUAGACCCGUUCGCACUGCACAAGGUGAUUUGGAGUUUAGAAUGUCUGGUAGGCUCUUACAUUCUUUGGGGAGGUCCCAAAUGGCACCCUGUAGUGUAGUACUUUUGACCUGUGCCCAGUGGGCUCAGAUCAAAAUAUGUGCACAAGUCAAAGUAAGUGCGCUAUAUAGGGAAUGGUCUGUGUGUGUGUGUGUGUUAGGAUAUGUUUUGUGCCAAUCAAUUGAUGAAAAUGUAUCCCUCAGAAAACAAGAUGGAUCGUAGUGAUGAGAGAAUCAGAAGAGCUUUAAGGCGCCGCCCUUAUGUGUUGAAUCCAGUGAGGGUGAACUCCCCUGAUUCUGUGAUGUGGCCAACCGGUAAGGUGCACAGAAGACCAAGGCCUUCUGGAAGGGUGACUCGGCUGAUGGAGAGAAAUUAUGAUGGGGUGAUCUCAUCCUCCAACUCUGAUGACAUCUCUAUCUACUCCUUCACUGACUGUGAAUCUGAGAGCCCAGGGAAAGUCUCUGGUCCUGUGUCUGGCCUCUCUCCUCUUGUGACCUCAGCACCCCGGACCCUGGCUGAAGCCCUACAAGCCCUGCCCUCUGCUGUGGCCCGUCCCUCCCAAAAGGAUGUCCCAAAGCCUCCGACACCUCCAAGCCCUGUCUCUGUCAUUGUUGCUUCGCCUGCUGUGGAGUACUUACCAUACCACCGCAGCCCUCGCCUGGCCCCAAUCACCAACCUGAGUGAGAACGGCAGGAAGCUGCUCCAGAAAAUGUCAGGAGUGACGCCACAGGAAAGGAAGGUCAAAAGGAAAAAGACCAAGGGAAAAAAGCAAGUGAAGAAAGAGAAGGCCAGUAAGAUGCAGCAGGUGGAAAAUGUUGGAGAAACUAAGGAGGACAAGAAAGAUGAAAAGAAGAGUCUGAGGAAGAGGUUUCUCCAGUGGCUGCUGCCCAAACUGAGAUGUUCGAAGAAUUAAUGGCCAACUACUACAACACACACACACACACACAAACGCAGAG
This is a messenger RNA of Oncorhynchus kisutch (coho salmon), 1920 nucleotides long. RefSeq lists its product as uncharacterized. The coding region runs from base 1128 to 1877 and encodes 249 amino acids. The transcript has 6 exons. Lineage: Eukaryota; Metazoa; Chordata; Actinopteri; Salmoniformes; Salmonidae. The record is from RefSeq and is a predicted model, not a curated record.